AUGUUCAAGGUGAAGCAGAUGAAGUUAUUAAUCCAAAUAUUUAUUUCUUACUUUGAAAACCUCAACAUAGAUUUUGAAUUUGACAUUAAUGAGGAGUAUACAAGUGAAAUUUAUGGAAACAUUGAUGUCAGUUUGACUUUAGAGGAUGCCAUUAGCCAAAGUCAAUCAAACUCACAAGAGGAAACAGUAACACAACCAAACCAACAACCAAUAGGUCAGAAGAAGGAAUUGCCCACACAAACUAGAAAAUUAAUUGUACAACAAUUAACUUGUUUGUCUAAGGAACCAGAUAGACGUUUGCCAUGGGGUACAAUCAAAAGAAUUGCAUUGCAACAUAACACAUCUAGGUGGAUAGUAGCAAGGCUUUGGGAAUCAGCCAAAACAGCAAUGCAAAAUGACAUUGUAAUUGAUGUUAAUAGUAGAAAAAGGGAAAGGGUUGGUAGGAAACCAAGAGUCUUUGAUAUGACUCUCCUUAAUGUUGUUCCAAUUGAAAAGAGGACCACAAUUAGAGCAAUAGCAAGUACAUUGGGCAUUGGGCAUUGGGCAUUGGGUAUUCACAAGUUUAUUCUAUCCCAAAUAAGAAGAAUGAUGAAGUCCGGUAAUAUUAGAGCUCAUACAAAUUCAAUUAAACCAAAAUUGUCUCAUGACCACAAAAUAAGAAGAAUUAACUUUAUUCUUUCCCAAAUAAUACCACCUACUAUAAACAACCCACCAAAGUUCAGUUUGAUAUAUAAUGUUGUACACAUCGAUGAAAAAUGGUUCUACAUGAGUAGGGAAACACAAAGUUCUACUAAAGAAGUGUUGUGGGAUGGAAAAAUAGGAAUUUUUCCAUUCACAGAGACUUAUUAUGCAAUGAGGAGGUCAGAAAACAGACCAACAGGUACACCACAAUUAAGAGCAAUAACAAAAGUUACACGAGAUGAUCUUCGAGACAAACUAAUCAAUGAAGUCCUACCAGCAAUCAGAUCGAAAUGGCCAACAAAUGGGGUCAAAGAUAUUUGGAUUCAACAAGAUAACACCAAGCCACAUAUUUUAACAAAUGAUCAAGCAUUCAAUAAAGAAGCCAACAAAGAUGGAUUUAACAUAAGACUAUCAUUCCCGAAAGACCUCAAUGAUUUGAUCAAGGCGGUCAAUGAUGCAUACGACACUUUUGAACCAAAACUUUUGAACUACAUGUGGAUACAAUAUCAACUAUGCAUGAUAGAGGUGUUGAAAGCUAGAGGUGGUAACAAUUACAAGAAUCCACACAUUGGAAAACAUAGAUUGGACAUGUUGGGUAUGUUGCCUAGACAAUUAGAAAUUCCGCAAGAACUUAUAGAUGCAGCACGUCAAUUUUUAUCUCAUGGUAAAAUUAAUCUCAAUGAUCUUCCACAAGAUGAUUGA
Messenger RNA from Amaranthus tricolor (Joseph's coat), 1383 nucleotides. RefSeq lists its product as uncharacterized. The record is from RefSeq and is a predicted model, not a curated record. Gene Ontology annotation, molecular function: nucleic acid binding. Lineage: Eukaryota; Viridiplantae; Streptophyta; Magnoliopsida; Caryophyllales; Amaranthaceae. The transcript has 3 exons. Bases 1 to 1383 code for a protein of 460 amino acids.